AUGAAGACACGCUCACCACCCUCAUCCGAGGCCCCAGCCGCAUCACCCCCCACUACGCCUGUCCACUCUCAUCACCAUAGCGGUGUAGACAGUGACUUCGAUCAUGGUGACGUCACGAACCUGGCCGGUCAACAACUUUGGAAUCCUCCCGACGAGUCAAACUCAAUUGGCAACCGCAAUAGUGCAUCAUUGAGGCUCUUCCCGAUCGCCGAAGUACACCCUUCCGACCUUACCACAAUCCCCAGCUGGAAGCCUUAUCGCCAGCUUGAAACCAAGCCUAUCUCGUAUGAGAAGCUUGUCAAUGAGGUCACAGGCAUCUAUGAAGGCUUGAUAGGGGUUGAAUUCAAAUCUCAUCUCCGUCUGCGUCCUUCCGUGCGCCACCUUCCCAGGAAGCACAAUAUGCCUGGACGGAUGUGGCGCUACGGCAUUCAAUUAUUCCUCGAGCUCCUCCGCAAGAGAUUGCCCGGCUCUCGCGAACAUAUGCUCACGUUCCUCGCCAUUGCAUACGGAACCAUGACUCUGCAACACGAAACUAUCCCUGAAUUUGCUGAUUCCUGGCUCGAAUAUCUCGGGCAUCUGGCCAGAUACCGCAUGGCUAUUGAACAGAACGCUCUCGAACGCGAAAUUUGGACGUCGGCAUCUCGAUCCUGGUACUCAAAGGGCUCGGAGCUGUUGCCAGAGGUUGGCCGGAUGUAUCACCACCUAGGUUUACUUGCGAAGCCAGAUCAUCUGAGGGAACUGUACUACUACAGCAAGUCAUUAUGCGUUCCGGUGCCUUUUCCAGGCGCUUGGGACAGCAUCAUGUCGACUUUCAUCCCAAUCCUGAGAAAGCCUAUUUAUCCAGAUCCCUCAGAUAGCCCGUCUGACCUAUUCGAUGAGCUGUUUGUGAGAGUCAAUGCUAUUCUCCUUUCUGGACUCCAGCGCGACCAACUCGAGGAGACAGUAGCAAGGUUUCUUGUUACGUUGGAUAGGAGCAUCGCUCUGCGGAGCAAGGGCUGGCUCCAAUCAGGACACUGCACUGCCAUUUCUCUCAUCUGUUCUCUUGUCGGCUACGGCGCGCCUUCCAAUCCCCUUCAGCAAUCACUACCCCAACCUGUCGCAGGUGAUGCAAACGGUUCGCUAGGUAACAAGAAGGACAUCGACGAGGAUACGGCCAAGAAAAACCUAUCCUGCACUGAUGUCGGCGCCGAGAAUGGCAGACAAAAACUUCCCGCGACCACCUGCCAACGAGCCGUUACGCCCACUACCAGAAGACUACGGCAUGCGAGGGUUCGCACUGUCGAAGGACUACUUCCUAAGGAUUGGUUCUCGAGCGAGCAAAUUGAAGAUGAGGAGAAGAUGUUUGAGCCGCCGUCGCUUGGGGAUGAGAGACGGCAACGUGUGCUCUGGCUUGGGCGUCGAAUCUGCGAAUUGGGAAAUUGGCUCAAGUGGGACGAAAAAAAAUGUCUGUUCACUGUCAACUCGGCGCAUGACAGAGACAUUGGCCUGCCUGCUGAAACUUGA
Molecule: messenger RNA, 1503 nt
Organism: Cordyceps fumosorosea ARSEF 2679
Lineage: Eukaryota; Fungi; Ascomycota; Sordariomycetes; Hypocreales; Cordycipitaceae
Exons: 4
Coding region: 1-1503 (500 amino acids)
Biological process (GO): nuclear-transcribed mRNA catabolic process, nonsense-mediated decay
Cellular component (GO): telomerase holoenzyme complex
Molecular function (GO): protein binding; telomeric repeat DNA binding; telomerase RNA binding
Source: RefSeq, a predicted model, not a curated record